CCGAUUAUAUUUUAGUUGUAAGUAUAUAGUUAGAGUAAUCAUUUGCAAACGAUAAAAUAAAUGUAUCAAAAUUUUCUGCCAAACUUUUGUGCAACUCUGUGGUGAUGUUAGUCGGCAUAGCAGUGCAUUUAAUGUCAACGUUUAUUCUUUCAUUUUACGCUUUCACCAGUUUUUCCAUGAUCUUUUUGUUCCUCAUACAACGAAUUUGACUAUAGUAGCCAAAGCAAAGCGGUUAACAAUUAAUCAAAAUAAACAGUACGCUUUCCACUCUGGCUGUGUGUGUGUGUGCAUCAAUUGAUUCACAAAAAUUGUGGCAGCAGUAAGAAAAAAUUUGGAAAAUGAGAUUCAAACAUUUUAUGGGGCUGCAUUUAGGCUCAUUACUAGUUAUAUUACUUCUGGCAAGUUCUCCGCUCGUACGAGCUGACGUGGAGCAGGACUUCCCUGAUGAAGUUGACGAUGAUGGCAAAGUAGAGGAUGUGCAGGAUGAAAAUGAACUCGAAGAAAUUGUCUACGAAAGCCCCGUUUAUGAUCAAAGUAAAUUCUACUUUGCCGAUCACUUUGAUGACAUCGCCGAAUCUCGCAAACGUUGGGUAAAAUCGGAGGCAAAGAAAGAUGAUAUCGCCGAAGAAAUUGCCAAAUAUGACGGCAUAUGGGAUUGGGAGCCACCACAACGUAUCGUUUCCAAGAAAGACAUUGGUCUCGUACUCAAAUCGAAGGCGAAACAUGCAGCUAUUGCUUCAAAGCUUAACAAACCAUUCACCUUUAAGAGCGACACACCCCUCGUAGUGCAGUACGAAGUAACUAUGCAGGAGGGACAAGAAUGUGGCGGCUCAUAUAUCAAAUUACUUUCACAUGGCGUACAUACAGAAAACCUCAAGAAGUUUAACGAUAAAACGCCAUACACUAUUAUGUUUGGACCAGAUAAAUGCGGCAGCGACAUUAAACUACACUUCAUAUUUCGUCACGUUAAUCCAAUUAAUGGUAGUAUCGAGGAAAAGCAUUGCAAAAAACCAAAAGAUCGCUUGGAGGAACCAUUCAAGGACAAAUUGCCACAUCUCUAUCAGUUAGUAAUACGUCCAGAUAAUACAUUCGAAAUAAGCGUUGAUCACAAGGUGGUGAAUCAGGGUUCUCUGCUGUCAGAGUUCGCGCCACCAGUUAACCCACCACGUGAAAUUGAUGAUCCCGAGGACAAGAAACCAAAAGACUGGGAUGAGCGUGAGAAGAUACCUGAUCCAACCGCUAAGAAACCAGAAGAUUGGGAUGACGAUGCACCACCACAAAUUCCAGAUCCUACAGCUGUUAUACCUGAUGGUUGGCUUGAAGAAGAAUCUGUCAUGAUACCUGAUCCAACAGCCGUCAAACCCGAAGAUUGGGACGCUGAAAUGGAUGGCGAAUGGGAAGCACCAAUGAUUGAUAAUCCUGCUUGUGAAAAGGCCGUCGGCUGUGGUGAAUGGAAAGCGCCUCUCAUACCUAACAAGGAGUACAAAGGCAAAUGGCGUGCACCACUCAUCGACAAUCCAAAUUAUCAAGGCAAAUGGGCUGCACGAAAAAUACCCAAUCCCGAUUACUUUGAAGAUCUCACACCAUUCAAGAUGACACCUAUCUCGGCUGUGGGCCUUGAACUUUGGUCGAUGUCUGACAGCAUUUUGUUUGACAACUUGAUUGUCGCUGACGAUGUUGAGUUGGCCAGAGAUUUCGCCGCCAAAACCUUUGAUAUUAAGCGUAAAUAUAUCGAUAAGGAAUCGGAGACAUUUUUCAAUAAAAUCGUAUCAUUCUUCAAUGAAAGCUCUUGGGCUUGGCGUGUAGCAAUUGUAUUAGCUGGUGCCACACCACUAUCACUCACUUUGUAUCGCUUGUUUAAGAGAUCUGGUUCGAAGGAGUCCGGUUCCGAUGCUGAUGCCAAGAAAACCGAUGCCGUGCAACCUGACGACGCUGCGGCAACUUCGGGCGGUGAUGCCGAUACCACUGCCGCCAGCAGCAGCAGCAACAAUAUAUCUAGUCCUAAAACUAAAAAGUCUGAUUUAGAUGUAAAAGAUGAGAACGAAGAGAAAGAAGCUGAGACUACAACAGUUACAGCUGCCACAAACAGCGGCAAAGAAUCACAAGACGAUGAUGCUGAGGUGGUCGUCACUGAGGAAACCACGACGAAGGCCGCACGCAAGCGCCGCGUGCCCAAAGAUCAGUCUUAAGCCAAGCUGUCGUUAGCUGGACAACGCAAUACAAAAGAAUUCCAAAAAGCAAAGAUUUAAAUAAAUUUAUAUAUAGUAGAAUGUGCAGCAGAAAAGUCGGUGGCGUUGAAAUGCAAAGCAAACGAAGCACUACAUGUUCGUGACAUGAUGCGGCAUGCAUUUGAUUUUUAUUUAGUUUAGUUUAUAACUUCCAAAUAAUUUCCCCCACAAUUUCACAUGGCAAACUGCAGUCAUGCCACACACAUACUAUGCGUAAUGUGAGAAUGACUUUUUUUUUUUAUUGUAUUUAUACAUGUAUACUUGUAGUUCAAUUGAUAUGGAAUGCAAUGUUUUUUUGUUAUUUCUUUUUUAUGUUGCACGUGAAAUGUUUAUGCGCGCCACAAGUGUGUGUGUGUGUGUGUGUGUACAUUGUACGUUGUCAAAUGUACGCACGUGCAAAAUACAUACACCAAAUAGGUGCAUAUUCUUGGGGAAUACGGCCAGUCGUUUAGGUGUGAAAACUUAUAAGAAAAUUUCAAUGAAAACAUGUUCGGUCUACUUCGAUUUCGAAAUAAUUUUCAUACUUAUAUCAGGAAGUAUUAAUUUAAAAAAAAAUUCAAGUAUUGUUUGUAUGCAGAUACUUUCCAAAUGCAGCAUUAGCCAGAGAAUUUAUUACAAAAGCAAAAAAUAUAUUACUUUCUAGUAAAAUUAUUCUAAAUUAAUGGGAAUAGAAAAAUCUCGACAACAUACAUAUAUGAAACGAAUAGUGUAGCCUAAUGUUAGCCGAACUAUGGGAAAACAAAACAAACAAACGAAAUA
This is a messenger RNA of Bactrocera oleae (olive fruit fly), 2987 nucleotides long. It is a transcript of the gene Cnx99A, whose product is annotated as Calnexin 99A. Gene Ontology annotation, biological process: protein folding. Gene Ontology annotation, cellular component: endoplasmic reticulum; endoplasmic reticulum membrane. The record is from RefSeq and is a predicted model, not a curated record. NCBI's taxonomy places the organism in Eukaryota, Metazoa, Arthropoda, Insecta, Diptera, Tephritidae. Gene Ontology annotation, molecular function: calcium ion binding.